CCUGUAAAGGAAACCCCAUAUUCUCGUUCUCCUGAAUUGAGGAUAUCACACAAACUGGCUGAACGUAAAAGAAGAAAGGAAAUGAAAGAACUUUUUGAUGAACUUAGAGAUUCAUUACCGGUAGAUAAAAGCUUAAAGACAAGCAAGUGGGAAAUUUUGAGUAAA
Molecule: messenger RNA, 165 nt
Organism: Rhizophagus irregularis DAOM 181602=DAOM 197198
Lineage: Eukaryota; Fungi; Glomeromycota; Glomeromycetes; Glomerales; Glomeraceae
Source: RefSeq, a predicted model, not a curated record